GGCAGGGCAGGGCAGAGCAGGAGCAGCAGCUGCUGCUGGACCUUCUUCGUCGUUCGCUUUUGGUGCUGCGUUCUGCCGCUCUCCAUAUAUCGAUCGGUCGAUCGGCCUAAGGAACGGGCUAGGCUGGCAGGAAGGAAGGAAGUGCGGGAGGAGCUUUAUGAGACUCCAAACCUGAGGAGGUGCAAAGCUCGUCGGAAAAUCGUCAAUCUGUGUGCACUUCGCCCCAGUCGCGCGUGUCUUUCGUGUAGGCUUCCGUGAUGGGGACGUUGGGCCGCGUCUUGUACACUGUGGGUUUCUGGGUGCGCGAGACCGGACAGGCGGUGGAUCGUCUUGGUUCUCGGCUGCAGGGUCAUUAUGCCUUCAAGGAGCAAUUGUCGAGGCACCGAACUCUCAUGAACAUAUUUGACAAGAAGCCUGAGAUCUCAGACAACGCCUUCGUCGCUCCCAGUGCGGCUGUAAUCGGUGAUGUUCAGAUUGGUGAAAGAUCAUCAAUCUGGUACGGCUGUGUGCUGCGAGGAGAUGUGAACUACAUCCGUGUCGGAUCGGAGACGAACAUUCAGGACAACACCCUUGUUCAUGUGGCGAAAACAAACGUCAGUGGAAACGUUGCUCCCACCAUUAUUGGCGACAAAGUUACCGUUGGGCACAAUGCUGUCUUACACGCAUGCACUGUGGAAGACGAAGCGUUCGUCGGAAUGGGUGCAACUCUCUUAGACGGUGUUGUGGUUGAAAAGGGGGCCAUGGUCGCUGCUGGAGCUCUCGUCACUCAGAACACUCGUGUCCCUGCAGGACAGGUUUGGGCGGGUAACCCCGCAAGGUUUUUGAGGAAUUUAUCGGCUGAGGAGCGAGCUUUUAUUGGGAAGUCAGCCGACAAUUACUCAGGGUUAGGAGCCACGCAUGCCGAGGAGAAUGCAAAGAGUUUUGAGCAGAUUGAAGGAGAUAUUGAGCGCCGUAAGAAAGUCGCACAACAAAGUGAUGACUACGAUUCUCAUCUUGGCAUUGUACGAGAAAAGCACCCCGAUUUGGCUUUCAUGGACAAGUCUGGCUCCAAGGGUCCCCACUGAUUAUCCCAUUCCCAACUUUGGGAGUUAUGCAGGUACCAAUAGUUAAAUGCUUGCUUCUGUCCACUGUAAUAAACCGGUCAUCAAAUGGGACUUGGUCUAUUCAAUCCAUCCAUUCUGUUUCUCUAAGAGUGGAAGCACCGCUCUGUUUUCAGUUUUGGUAAAAAGUUAUGACUCCAGAUUUGACUAUGCAAGGAGAUAUGUCUCCGGUUAAAAGGAUCGCUUAAAUUUGCAAGUUCUUGUCGUGAGUUGCGGGAUACAAAGCUCUGAGGAGCUCGGCAAGUGUGCUUCGACAGGAAACAUUUCUAGUUACUCAGAAGGUUCUUUCUUGCUUUUUUGUGGUCGAAGAACCAAAAUUUUAUUGGACGAAUGUUGUGCAGCUCUUAUUUCGCUCUUAUUUUGGAGGCAUCUUUUUCAGAUCCCCUUGAGAUCCAGUUGUAAUAACGAACUUGGAAAGACCAAGUCCGGACUGUCCCGUUGGUUCAGUAGUUUCGGGGAACAAAAUAUAAUCCACGAUAAGCACAAGUAUUGUGACGUUGAGCCAAGGUUUUGUCGUAAACGGCAUCAAUAAGAGUUGUUGGCAGAUGACAUCCCCAAGAGUCAAAGGUAGCUCCGACUGGGGAGGUGAGCCAGUUUGGAUAUCUGCAUAUUGAAAGCGACCGCACUGUUAGGCGGUUGCAUUUUUCCCCAUGCUGAGCUGGUUACCUCUCUUUCUAGUGUCUUAGACCUGAAGCUUAUCUUGUCGUGUAUGAAUUAUCUGUCAGUUUCUCAGUCGCGUUAGAAUUUUGCCCAAGGUCAAAGUUGAAGGAUUUGGUUCAUCAAAUUACUCAAGCUGAAAAGGCGCACAUAGCGAACUGUGAAGUG
Marchantia polymorpha subsp. ruderalis is the source of this 1925-nucleotide messenger RNA. The record is from the annotation of a GenBank genome assembly. NCBI's taxonomy places the organism in Eukaryota, Viridiplantae, Streptophyta, Marchantiopsida, Marchantiales, Marchantiaceae.